UCGCGAACGGUAAAAAGAGGGGAAGGGAAAAGUUGAGUCCUUUUUGUCGAAUAAUUCGCUUCUCUUUCUGUCCCUCUUCUUCUCUUCGUCUCCUUGCUCCGGGUCGAAAGCCUUCCGAUCGGUCUUCCUCGGCGGGGAUUUUGCCCUCGGGGAGCUGCUCUGUGGGCCGGCGCGAGGGUCGUGGCGGGGAUCGGCUUACCCUACGCGAGCAGGGCGCGGGAGCUCGGCUCAGGGAUUGGAGCGGUUGAUUUGGGUUUGGAUCCGGUAGUCGGAGCGGCGUCGGCCGCCGGUGGGAGCGCCGGCGGAUGGCGUUGUUCAGGAGGCUUUUCUACCGGAAGCCGCCGGAUCGGCUGCUGGAGAUCUCGGAGAGAGUCUACGUUUUUGAUUGCUGCUUCUCGACUGACACUCUUGGGGAACAAGAAUACAGUGACUACCUGAAUGGGAUAGUUACCCAACUGAAUGAUUACUUCCCAGAACCCUCUUUCAUGGUGUUUAAUUUUAGAGAAGGUAAUCAAAGGAGCCACAUUUCAGACAUUUUGUCUGAUUAUGGCAUGACGGUCAUGGAUUAUCCUGUUCAGUAUGAAGGGUGUCCUCUUCUUCCGCUCGAGAUGAUCCACCACUUUUUGAAGUCGAGUGAGAGCUGGCUGUCAUUGGAAGGGCAACAUAAUGUGUUGCUAAUGCACUGUGAGAGAGGAGGUUGGCCGGUGCUUGCCUUCAUGCUCGCUGGUUUGCUCCUUUACAGAAAGCAGUACAAUGGAGAGCAUAAGACUCUUGACAUGGUGUAUAGACAAGCCCCUAAGGAAUUACUCCAUCUUUUGUCUCCCUUAAACCCCCAAUCUUCUCACCUAAGAUAUCUUCAGUACAUAUCAAGACGAGGCAAUGCAUCAGAGUGGCCUCCAAACGAUAUGCCUUUAACCUUGGAAUCCUUGAUUCUCAGGGUCAUCCCUAAUUGUGACGGGGAAGAUGGUUGCAGACCAAUGGUUCGCAUCUAUGGUCAAGAUCCCUUGGCUCCUAAAAGGAAUCCAAAGAUCCUCUUUGCAACUUCUAAGACCAAAAAACACAUUCGAUAUCACAAACAGGGGGAGGGGACUCCAUUAAGGAUAAAGACCCGUUGUCGUGUUCAAGGAGAUGUAGUUAUUGAGUGCAUUCAUAUUGAUAAAGAUUUAGAAGACGAGAAGAUGAUGUUCAGGGUGAUGUUCAACACAGCUUUUGUCCAAUCUAAUACUCUGAUCCUGUCUCGUGAGGAAAUUGAUGUUGUGUGGAAUUCUGAGGAACAUUUUCCUAGAGAUUUCAAAGCUGAGGUGAUAUUUUCAGACUUUGAUACUUAUGAAUCUGAUUCAAGUUCUGAAACAUUGGUCGAAGAUGGUAAUGAAACAGAAGGUAAUUUCACUGAGGCUGAGGAGUUUUUUGAGGCAGAGGAAAUUUUUACUAAUGCAGACUGGCAUAAUGCAAAUCGAGAUUCUGAAGCAGCUGCAACUAAAAGUGGAACUUCCAUAACUGGUGGGAAUACUACAUCAGAAAUACAUAGUUUAACUGGUGGAGCAAGAAAUAGAUUUGAGCGAAGCAAAGAUCAAGUGAAUUCAAAUACAAGUGGUUCCAAUGAAGUAGCAGGUGUAGUUGCAGAAAUUACAAUGACAAAAACUCCUACUGUGCCAGGUCCAGCUGAGGCCCAUUCCAAAUUUGACAAAUCUGACCAUGAUGAUGAUUUUGUGACAGAGAAAUCAGUCACUUCAGAAUAUGUGGUUCAUAUUGAAGAGAAGGGUGUGAUAGAAAGCAGCACAAGGCAACAAAACUUCAAGGGAGUUGCUUCAUUUUCCGAAGAGAAGAAUUUUAAUAAUAUUAACAAGCUUAAGGUUGAUUCUGAAGGCGUGCCAAUGAAGGCUACCAAUCUUAUCUAUAAGAAUCCAAGUCAGGACAAAAUUCAUCAUGAAAGAGAGACCGAGUAUAUCAGACAUCCAGAUAAAUUUGAACCGUAUAGUGUAAGUACAUUAAGCACCCCACAAGAGACAAUGACUAAAUUUUCUACUAUCUCUAGCAUUAUUGAUGGUAAAAUUAUCAGUGAAAAUUCCAUAUCUCUGGAGGACACCUUUCCUUGUCAUGAGAAGAACAUAGUAGAAGUCAAUGAAAUCAAACACGUGGUGAAGGAAAUUGUUGCAGUUGAUGUCGAAGAGAUGAAUAUAGUUGAAACCUGCAAGGAUGAUCACGAUGCAGAUAACCAAAUUAUUGAAAAGACAACAACCUCAUGUAAUAUGAUUUCUACAAAAGAAAUUGCAACUGAUGUAGAAGCUUUAUCAGAAAAUAUUGACUCAAAAUUUUAUCAAGAGAAUGUUACCAUGAGAAACCUGGUUGACAAUGGUUGCCAUCAAGAGGGACAAAAUAUGGCAAGAGAACUGAAGUUUAAACCAAACAAGGAAACAGAAAGUUCUGUUACUGAAAAGAAGACAGAGACCAAGACCCUUAUUCAGAAGACAAAAAAUAAUGAGCAAAAACAAACGUCAGAAGUAUAUCUGCCUUCGACAAUGGAGAAAUCAUUAACAAGCACAACACAACCUGACUCUCCAGUAGGUAAACCAAUUGUCAAGAAACAGGACUCUUAUGUUGGUCCAAAGAAAUCUACAAAGCCCAAAACAAUUGUUAGGUGGAUCUCACCAAAGAAAGACUCCAAUGCUACUUCAUUCUAUAUUCCACCCCAUCCUCCAUCCAGAUAUAACAGUGCACCUCCUGCUCUGGCCAUCUCUGCAGCUCAAGAUCAAUCUUUUGCAGGUCCAGUGUUGUCUUCAAUUGAGGAAGUACCUCAAUCUUCUUCAGCAUCAGACAUUCUACCUGCAUCUGGAAAUCCACCUCCCAAGUUGCAAGCUCACAAUAUUUCACCCCUGCCGCCAGCCUCACCUCCUACCUCACUCCCAAGCCCAUCCAUUUCAGUUCCUACUCCAAAGACAGAAACUGUUGAUACUAUAUCUACUUCCUCACCAUUGCCUCCACGGCCGCCACCACCGCCUCCACUGCCUCCACCAACACCUUUUUCCUCAUUUGGAAUCUCAUAUGGAUCUUUUCAACUAUCCUCUCAAACUUCUCCUUCAGUAAUCAAUGUUUCUCAUACAAAAGUUCCACCACCUCCUCCUCCUCCUCCUCCUCCAUCUAGUAAAAUUGAUUCCUAUGCUACACAGUCGGAAACAUCCACUAGAUAUUUGUCAUCUCCACUGAUCAAUCCUCCUCCUCCUCCUCCUCCUCCUCCACCACCACCACCACCACCACCACCACCACCACCACCACCUCCAUUGUCUAAAGCUUAUGCUAAAGCACCUUCAGUGGCACCUCCUCCCCCACCACCACCUCCUUUGCCUUUCUCAAGCUCUUCAAAGUUUCCUAAUAGUUCUAGUCUUAUGCCGCCGCCGCCGCCGCCGCCACCACCUCCGGCACGUGCGAUUCUUGCACCACCACCACCACCGCCACCACCACUGACACGUGCGAUUCUUGCGCCGCCGCCGCCGCCACCGCCACCACCACCACCAUUAGCACAUAAUAAUGUUUCUUACUCACCUUUGCCUCCACCUCUUUUUAAUCCAUGUGGACCUCCUCCUCCUCCUCCUCCACCACCACCACCACCACCACCACCACCACCACCACCUCCUUCUAACCCACGUGGUGCUCCACUGCCACCGCCACCUCCUAAUCAGCAUGGUGUUUCUCCUCCUCCUCCACCACCACCACCUCCUAAUCCACGUGGUGCUCCACCACCACCACCACCACCACCACCACCACCACCUCCUAAUCCACGUGGUGCUCCUCCUCCACCACCACCUCCUCCUCCUCUUAAUCCACAACAUGCUCCUAACCCACAUGGUGCUUCUACUCCGCCGCCACCGCCACCUCCACCUCCUCCAACUAAUCAACGUGGUGCUCCUCCUCCACCUCCUCCACCAACUAUUGGGCCACAAAAUGGUGCCCCCCAUCCGUCACCUCCUCUAGGGACACGUGGUAUUGCUCCACCUCCGCCCCCUCCUCCAGGUCCGCGAGUUAGUGCUCCUACACCACCACCACCACCACCAGGCACCCGUGCACCCCCUCCACCCCCUCCAGGACCACGUGGUGGUCCUCCUCCUCCUCCUCCUCCCGGUUCACGUGGAGGUGCACCUCCUCCACCUGCCCCACCUAGGGCACCAGGUGCACCGCCACCUCCACCAACCAAUGGUCAAGUUGAUGCGAGAGGAGCAAUGCCAAAUGGAGGAAGAGGUCGUGGACUCACACGUUCUACAGCAUCAAAUCCGGCAUGUUUGGCACCCCGUAGGUCAUCGCUGAAGCCAUUGCACUGGGUGAAAGUAACAAGAGCUGUUCAAGGAAGUUUAUGGGCUGAGCUACAAAGAUCUGGUGAUGCUUCAAGUGCUUCAGAAUUUGAUGUGUCAGAACUUGAAAGUCUCUUCUCUACUGUAGUUCCAAAAGCAGAUGAUAGCUCAAAAUCUGAUGGACGUCGUAAAUCUGUUGGAUCUAAAUUAGAUAAAGUCCAUCUAAUUGAACUGAGGCGUGCCAAUAACACUGAAAUCAUGCUGACAAAGGUCAAGAUGCCACUCCCUGAUAUGAUGAGUGCUGCUCUGGCGUUGGAUGAUUCUAUUUUAGAUGUUGACCAAGUGGAGAAUCUCAUCAAAUUUUGUCCAACCAAAGAGGAAAUGGAGCUCCUGAAGGGUUAUACAGGUGACAAGGAAAAACUUGGCAAAUGUGAGCAGUUUUUCCUGGAGUUGAUGCAAGUUCCAAGGGUGGAAUCUAAAUUAAGAGUUUUCUCUUUCAAGAUUCAGUUUGGCUCUCAGGUCUCUGAUCUUAGAAAAAGUUUGAAUACUAUAGAUUCUGCAUGUGCGGAGAUUCGCAAUUCUGAUAAACUGAAGGAGAUCAUGAAGAAAAUUCUUUUUCUUGGUAAUACCUUAAAUCAAGGAACUGCAAGAGGCUCAGCUAUUGGCUUUCGCUUGGACAGCCUUCUUAAACUUACUGACACUCGAGCUAAUAAUAAGAUGACACUUAUGCACUAUUUGUGCAAGGUAAUUGCUUUGAGAUCUCCAAAUCUUUUGGAUUUUCAUGAGGAUCUUAUUAGCUUGGAAGCUGCAUCAAAGAUACAAUUGAAAUCUUUGGCUGAAGAAAUGCAGGCCAUUGUCAAGGGUUUAGAAAAGGUUGGGUUAGAACUGAAUGCAUCUGAAAAUGAUGGCCCUGUCUCAGAAAUCUUCCAAAAAACCUUGAAGGGAUUUAUUGUUGUUGCUGGAACUGAGGUACAAUCAUUAACAGCACUCUACACUGCAGCGGGUAGAAAUGCAGAUGCCCUUGCCCUAUAUUUUGGUGAAGAUCCUGCACGCUGUCCCUUUGAACAAGUUAUCUCUACACUCUCGAACUUUGUAUCGAUGUUCCGCAAAGCACAUCAGGAUAACUGCAAGCAAGCUGAACUUGAUAAAAAGAAAGCUCAAAAGGAGAGAGAGAUUGAAAAGUCUAAACCUUCGAUGCAGAAUAGUAAAGAUGACCUGAAGCAGACAAGUUUGAGUGAGCAAUUGGGGCAAGCAAAGGAGAAGGUUAAGUCUAAAAGCAAAAGCGAAAAAGACAUUAGAUGACCUCUAGUUCUCAACUUUUGGCUCGUAUCCUGGUUGGUUGCUUCCUGGCAGUGAAACUCUUUCAUCCUUUGAGUAUAGGAAUCACUUCCAAUGAUGGAGAAGACAGCAAUGCAAAGGCAUUCUGUUUGAAGCACGGCAGACAACGAUCAAAAAUAGGUCUGGGCCUGCUUAUUCUUUGCACAGGGAUUAUCUGAGCGCUAACGGUCUUACCUGGUGCAUUUGACCUCCAUGCCAUGCCCAAACGAGCUGUUCAGCAGCUUCUUUGCUAAUUGUAGAAGCUCAAGGAUUUGGGAUUAUACGUCUAAUCCAAUGCACUAUGGCUAGCCAAGCAACUCCAACUCUACUUGUAGUACCUGUACAGAGCUAAUCUUUUGGUUUGUUUGAUUGUCUUUUUGUAAAAUCUUUUAUUCUUUGACAAGGCACGGCCAAACUAUAGAUAAUAUUAUAUUCUAAGGUAUCUGAAAGUAAAUAUCUGUAUAGAGCCCGAUUUUAAUGGGAUAGGCUCUGACUUGAGCCCAAUUUUCCGAA
Molecule: messenger RNA, 6113 nt
Organism: Zingiber officinale
Lineage: Eukaryota; Viridiplantae; Streptophyta; Magnoliopsida; Zingiberales; Zingiberaceae
Product: formin-like protein 20
Exons: 19
Coding region: 306-5585 (1759 amino acids)
Source: RefSeq, a predicted model, not a curated record